Verruconis gallopava is the source of this 1398-nucleotide messenger RNA. Its product is annotated as farnesyl pyrophosphate synthase. Gene Ontology annotation, cellular component: cytoplasm. The record is from RefSeq and is a predicted model, not a curated record. Lineage: Eukaryota; Fungi; Ascomycota; Dothideomycetes; Venturiales; Sympoventuriaceae. Bases 189 to 1226 code for a protein of 345 amino acids. The transcript is spliced from 2 exons. Gene Ontology annotation, molecular function: dimethylallyltranstransferase activity; (2E,6E)-farnesyl diphosphate synthase activity. Gene Ontology annotation, biological process: trans, trans-farnesyl diphosphate biosynthetic process.
CGAACAUUAACAUAUAACACCCUAGUUCGAAGCCCCUCAAUGCGGUGUGCUCCAUUCCUCUGCGACAUCUUCCACCGUCUUCCAAGUCAUUCACCCUGAACACCCCCGUGUCCUUUGUCUCUCUGAGUUGAGUCGUGAUUCUAGGUCCUGCUUCAGCAACACUCACCGACGAGCUCUCUGAAAGCGUCAUGGGACUCUCACGCGGCGACUUCGAAAAGACUUUCGACAUCCUAGUCGAGGACCUGAUCAAGCAUUGCGAAGAGUACAAGCUUCCCAAGCAAGCUCUGGAUUGGUUUAGAACGAAUCUCCUACACAACACGAAAGGCGGCAAGUACAACCGCGGUCUUUCCGUCUACGAUACUACUGCCCUCCUGAAAGGAGACGCCUUCAAUGCCGACGACUCCUUCAAGUCCCAGACUCUGGGAUGGAUGAUCGAGCUCCUGCAAGCCUUUUUCCUUGUCGCCGACGACAUCAUGGACUCGUCCAAGACUCGCCGUGGAAGUCCCUGCUGGUACCUGAUGCCAAAGGUGGGUAUGAUUGCCAUCAAUGACGCUUUCAUGCUCGAAGGUGCCAUCUACGUUCUGCUAAAGAAGUACUUCCGCUCGGAGCCCUGUUACGUGGACCUGAUGGAGCUUUUCCACGAGGUCACCUUCCAGACAGAACUUGGGCAGACGUGCGAUCUUCUCACAGCGCCAGAGGACCACGUCGACCUCGACAACUUCAGCUUGGAGAAGUACACCUUCAUCGUCAUCUACAAGACUGCGUACUACAGUUUCUACCUGCCUGUCGCUCUUGCCAUGCACUACUGCGGUGUCGCCUCGCCAGAAAACCUGAAGCAGGCUCAUGAUAUUUUGAUUCCUAUGGGCGAAUACUUCCAGGUCCAGGACGACUACCUGGACAACUUCGCAGACCCGGAGACGCUGGGCAAGAUCGGCACGGACAUUCAGGACAACAAGUGCAGCUGGCUGGUCAACCAGGCCCUGAAGAUUGUGACACCGGAGCAGCGUCAAAUAUUGGAAGAGAACUACGGACGGAAGGAUGCAGCGAAGGAGGCCAAGGUCAAGGCGUUGUAUGAUGAGCUGAACCUGAAGCAGAUCUAUGAGAAGUACGAGGAGGAGAAAGUGGCAGAAAUCAGGAAACAGAUCAGCCAGGUGGACGAGAGCAAGGGCAUGAAGAAGGAGGUUUAUGAGUCGUUCUUGAGGAAGAUUUACAAGAGACAGAAGUAAAGACGCUGACAAGACGAUUUUUUCCGAUAGUUUGGGCCUCUGGGAGGAAGUACUGGGAUAUGAUCAUAUAAGGAAAAGAGACGUCUGAAAAUGGGAGAAGCUCAGGAGGAAUGCAUUUAGAAGGAGAAAUAGCUAAUGAGCAAUAGAGACAACCCUUCGCGUGAAAAUGAAA